Messenger RNA from Cooperia oncophora, 771 nucleotides. The record is from the annotation of a GenBank genome assembly. NCBI's taxonomy places the organism in Eukaryota, Metazoa, Nematoda, Chromadorea, Rhabditida, Trichostrongylidae.
AUGACUAGAAUAGUUAAGGGUGUAGUGUUUGCUCAUCCUGAUGGCGGACAUGGAGUAGAUGUUGAUUACACAUCUGAAGACCCGAGUGUGACCGUCGAAUACACGACAGUUCCAACUUCCACUUAUGGAAUAGAUUUUGAUCACACAUCUGAAGAUCCGGAAACGACAUCCGCCGAAUACACGACAGUUCCAAGUUCCACUUAUGGAAUAGAUUUUGAUCACACAUCUGAAGAUCCGGAAACGACAUCCAUCGAAUACACGACAGUUCCAACUUCCACUUAUGGAAUAGAUUUUGAUCACACAUCUGAAGAUCCGGAAACGACAUCCGCCGAAUACACGACAGUUCCAACUUCCACUUAUGGAAUAGAUUUUGAUCACACAUCUGAAGAUCCGGAAACGACAUCCGCCGAAUACACGACAGUUCCAAGUUCACGUUACACGACCCUUCGAGCUUUCACUUCAUCUACACCGUCAACCAUGACGACGACCCCUCCGAUGUCAUCUACAUCUACACUGUCAACUACGACGAGGACAACUCCGAUGUCAUCUUCAUCUACACUGUCAACCACGUCAGCGAUACCUCCAAUGUCAUCUACUACAAGGACACCGUCAACUACGACGACAACUCUGUCACAUUCCACGUCAACCACGCCGUCAACUACCUCAACCACUACAAAAAACACUUCGACGGCUAUUGGGUCAACAACAACAGAAUCCCGAACUCAAACUUCCAGCUCCCAGUUAGUAAUUACAGCGGUACUAUCUAGUUAA